AUGUCUAAAAUGAGCACGCCCUCGUUAGAAGUACAGUCAACACUCGAAGUUCCCGUCAGGGACUAUCCCAUCGAAGAUGAAGACCGUUCGGAAUACCCGAUGGAGUUGGAUUUUGACUUGCUGCGGAGACUGGUGGAAACCGACAAUCAUAUCAUGUAUCAAACCACUCGCGAACUGACAUUCACCGGUGGGCCCAAUGGGUGGAGCGUACACGGCGUCGCAUACUGGGAGCUGCUCGCUGAGGGAUAUACAAGACGUCCACAUUUAGCAACUGAGGAAUUUAAACGCAAAUCUGGAAAAUGCACGCCCGCAACAGCACGAAGUCUACUUCCAGCACGACAACGCUCGGCUGCACAUUGCAAGAACGACCAAGGCCGAACUGAUGAAGUUUGGCUGGACCAUUUCAUCACAAUCAUCGUAUUCCCCAGACUUGGCUCCCUCGGAUUACCACCUUUUUUCUAUCUCCGACGUCAUCUGAAUGGUCACAAUUUCCAAACCCGCGACGAAAUCAAAACGGCACUCGAGCAGGUCUUCAAGGAUCAGUCCCCAGCGUUCUGGAGAAAAGACAUUCAUGAUCUGCCUAAAUGUCGGCAGAAGACUAUCGAUGCCAGUGGGGCAUACCUCAAAUGA
This is a messenger RNA of Necator americanus (New World hookworm), 630 nucleotides long. RefSeq lists its product as uncharacterized. The coding region runs from base 1 to 630 and encodes 209 amino acids. NCBI's taxonomy places the organism in Eukaryota, Metazoa, Nematoda, Chromadorea, Rhabditida, Ancylostomatidae. The transcript is spliced from 2 exons. Gene Ontology annotation, molecular function: nucleic acid binding. The record is from RefSeq and is a predicted model, not a curated record.